GUUUUGACAUUGCACCACGUACUGGGGCCUUGAAGGUGCUGGUGCUGGCGGGUGGUGACGAGAGGAUAGUGCGUCUGUGAAUUUAAGCACCAGGAGUGAUGGACGCAGAGAAUAGGUGUUGCAUUGGAGAGCGCUCCGUGGUGAUGCAUGGCGCUGCUCACCAAUAGGGCGUCUGGUGUCAUUCUAAGGUGGCUGAUUUCAUUGGAUGCGAUCCAGGAAUGAAUGAAGUUCCUGAGGCCUGAAAGCUCCAUUAAAUAGGGGUGUGGCUAUUAACACUUGGUCAGCAAAGUGAACGCAUUUUGCUUGUCGGUUGGUUGUCACUUUUCAAGAUGUUUUCGAACGUGACAAAUCAGAUGAGCAGUUGGCUGGGAGGACUAUCUAAGAAGACUCCAGACAGCGCUGAAAAUCCAGUUGCUGAGCAACAUUCAGAACAUUCUGACAAGGAAAAGGAAACACAGGAGUCUAAAACAGAUACACCAACAUCCCAGAAGUCUGUCAAAGGUUCAUUGGAUGAGCAGGAUGAUCGGUCAAGCACCACGGAGGGCGCGGACAGCAACAUCAGCUCGCCGGCCGGCUCGCCCUCCCACGACAAGGACAAGUCGCCGAUGGGAGCGAUGCCCGACAUCGGCGGCAUGUCGGAGAAGCUCAAUCAGGGCGCCAAGACCUUCGGCAGCUUCAUCUCGUCGGCCUUCAACAAGGCCGGCAAGACGGUGUCCGAGGCCGGCAGCAAAAUCAAGAAGUCGGUCGCCGAAAACAGCAUGCUGACGGAGUUCAACCGGGAGAAUGAGGCGUUCGUCAACAGCAAGAAGGCGUCAGGCGACGCGGUGGCGCCCUGGGUCGGCUACGCGGACGAAGAGACCCUGAAGGAGCAGAUUCUGGCCCUCUCCACGGACAACCGGAACUUCGUGCGCAGCCCGCCGUCCGGGGUGCAGUUCCAGUUUGACAUGGACACGUUCAUGCCAGUGGCGACCGCCGUACUGAAGGAGGACCCCGAGCUGGAGAAGCGGAGAUACGAGCUGGUGCCCAAAGCCAUCAACGAGGAGACCUUCUGGCGCAACUACUUCUACCGCGUGUCGCUGAUCCGGCAGUCGUCAGAGCUGAGCUCGCUGGCGCAGGAGGGCCAGGAUUCCAAGGACUCGUCGCGCACCAGCUCCGUCGAGGUGGCCGACGCCGCCAAAGACGCCAGGGAGGAAGAGGAGGCGGCAGAGCGACCCGACAGCCCGCACGAGUUUGUCUCGGACAGCAUACAGCCAAGCUCCCAGGACCUGGAGGAGGUCCGCGCCGGCAUUCGGCAGCUGGGCAUGAACAAAAAAGAUGAGGACUGGGAGCGUGAGCUCAACGCCGAACUGGGCGACUACGAGCUCGUCCAGGAAGACAGCAACGGCGACUGGGAGAAGGACAUCGAGGAGAUGCUGGAAGACGAGCAGCAGGACCUCAAGAAGUAGCUAGCUGCAUGCGCCCCGCUUCCCGCGCGCCGCAGCGGCGCCGCCUGCCGGACCUGGACGGAACUUCGACGGCGGCCGGAUGGUGUGUACAAGCUCGGCGGCUCAUCUCGGUUUCCGGUUGGCGUUUCGGCUGUUGUCGGAACGGCGGUGUUGAAGCAUUCCUGCGAGAGCGCGAUGGGCGACGGGCCGCCUCUCGCGCGCACGCGCGGCGGUCGCUCCCUGGGCUUUACCAGAUAUCAGCUGUGUGUGGCGCGGGCACUAGCGUGCAAACUGUUCAUGUUUUGUAGUGAGUUAUCGCCGUAUUUAUCGCACCGCAGUGGCAAGAGCGGUCGGGCGCGACGGCGCGCCGUGCGGUCCGGCGACGCCAGCAGUUUCUGUGUCUCUCGCUGUGUGUUUGGUGUCGUAACACGGUGUGCGGGGUGCCGGGGGGUGGCGGCGGCGGGCCCGGGCCUCGACCGGCGGCGGCCGCCUCUGGUAAUACACGCCGACAGAGGGGCUCCGGUGUCCUGAUCCUGGCCGCAGCGCGCCGGCACAAGACAGGCCGCCCGUGGGGCAGGCCACGGCACGGCUGGUGCCCAGAGUACGUGUUACUGUAGGCUGUAUUGGGCGUGCACUCCCAGGUAGCGUCCGACCCCUGGCAGUUACAGGGACUACGUGAGGUAGUGUUGGAGUACCGCAUGACGUGGUGGGGAGAGGUGCAUGCCUUUUCCGUAACGUGGGUUGUAGUCUUUGUAAACUGGCCGAUAAUAUUCGUCAUAUAAGCUGGUUGUUCACCGA
Molecule: messenger RNA, 2222 nt
Organism: Pollicipes pollicipes
Lineage: Eukaryota; Metazoa; Arthropoda; Thecostraca; Pollicipedomorpha; Pollicipedidae
Gene: Sap47
Product: Synapse-associated protein 47kD
Exons: 9
Coding region: 330-1445 (371 amino acids)
Biological process (GO): TORC2 signaling; regulation of short-term neuronal synaptic plasticity
Cellular component (GO): nucleus; cytoplasm; Golgi apparatus
Source: RefSeq, a predicted model, not a curated record